Messenger RNA from Helianthus annuus (common sunflower), 516 nucleotides. RefSeq names its product histone H4. The transcript has a single exon. Bases 63 to 374 code for a protein of 103 amino acids. NCBI's taxonomy places the organism in Eukaryota, Viridiplantae, Streptophyta, Magnoliopsida, Asterales, Asteraceae. Gene Ontology annotation, molecular function: DNA binding; protein heterodimerization activity; structural constituent of chromatin. Gene Ontology annotation, biological process: nucleosome assembly. Gene Ontology annotation, cellular component: nucleosome. The record is from RefSeq and is a predicted model, not a curated record.
AAUCCACCCACCACCAAAAACCAAAACCCCAAUCCCAAAUCUCAUCUCCACCGUUGAGAAAAAUGUCAGGACGCGGAAAGGGAGGAAAAGGGUUAGGAAAGGGCGGAGCAAAGCGUCACAGGAAGGUUCUCAGAGACAACAUUCAGGGGAUCACGAAGCCAGCGAUUCGAAGACUGGCUCGUAGAGGCGGAGUGAAGCGGAUCAGUGGGUUGAUAUACGAAGAGACACGUGGAGUGUUGAAGAUAUUUCUAGAGAAUGUUAUUAGAGAUGCUGUUACCUACACCGAGCAUGCCAGGAGGAAGACUGUUACUGCUAUGGACGUGGUUUAUGCGUUGAAGAGGCAGGGUAGGACUUUGUACGGAUUUGGCGGGUAAAUUGGGGAAUGGAAGUAGUUGUUUUAGGCUAUGUAUUUUGUUUUGUGUUGUGUUGAAUUUCAGUGAAUCCUAUCUCAGGGUUUGUGGGUAUUAUGAUGUUGUUUUGGACACUUUUAAUACAAGUUUCGGUUGCUGAAUUGAA